UUUAGCCAUUCUCCGACUGUUCGCAAGCUCGACCGCAACAGCAGCUUGCAGCGGCUUGUCUCUGCGCUCGAAAGAUUUUAUAUAGUCACACGGGUCCGCCUAGUGCUUCAGUUUGGUGCUUAGACGCGGUGCGCGUGCCUCGAAACGCUGUACAGCAAUUGGAAUUUCGUCUCGAUUUGUGAAAUUGCGUUAAGUGGCCACAGCUAGAGCUAGAUCUAGACCGCUUGCCAAACCAAAAGAAAAUUCGUCGAGCCCUUUGUGGCAAUAUCCUGUUGUUAUUUUUGGCUAACAACAACAACAACAACAGAAAACUAGUCGAAAUUUUAUGCAAAAGGCGACUUUGAUGUUUCCCCAGUGCACUGUGAAAUAUUGAAAAAGAAAAAAAAAAAGUAAAAAGUAAAAAGUAAAAGAAAAGAAAAGAAAAGUAAUUAAUUGAUAUAUUGAAAAAAAAAAGUUGCAAAAUGGGAUUAAAACACUUGCUUGGACUUGUAGCUGUUAUAGCAAUUAUUUCGGAUUUACCAGUGUCUCGAGCUGUGCGCAUCGGCGCUCCACAGCCCAAGCAACGCAUUAAGGACAAACAACCGGAUCAAACAUCGGCGGGCUCCUACUGGCAACAGCACGUGGUCACGCCCAGCAGCUCGACGCCCUUCGACUCGCCCUUCUUCUCGGCAACGCAUGGCCUUGUGCAGACGCACCCCUCGCUGGCCGGCGGCAUACCCGCCUCCCGUCCGGUGCCCCUCAGCAGCAAUACGUUGGGCAGCGGCGUACCCGCCAGCAAUCCGGCUCUGACGGCUGGCAGCGGUUAUCUCAACUCGCGCGGCAGUUUGCCCACCUCGGCGCGUUAUCCGCCCAAGAUUUCGGGCACUGUCGUUGAGCCCAAUCCCAAGUCGCCAUUCCGUCAUCUGGAUUUCUCUACCAGCGCCACAGCCGAGCUGCGUCGCAAUCCCGCCCUGUCCGCGCCCGAUGAGUGUGCGCGUGCGUGUCGCGAAGGCGAACCACCAAGGAUUUGCUACUACCACUUUACGCUGGAGUACUACACGGUGCUGGGAGCUGCCUGCCAGGUGUGCACGCCGAAUGCAACGAAUACCGUUUGGAGUCACUGUCAGUGCGUUUUGGCCGAUGGCGUUGAGCGCGGCAUCUUGACGGCGAAUCGAAUGAUACCCGGUCCCAGUAUACAGGUGUGUGAGAACGAUAAGGUCGUCAUCGACGUGGAGAACCACAUGGAGGGCAUGGAGGUGACCAUUCACUGGCAUGGAAUCUGGCAGCGUGGCUCGCAGUACUACGACGGCGUGCCCUUCGUCACCCAGUGCCCCAUUCAGCAGGGCAACACGUUCCGCUAUCAGUGGACAGGUAAUGCGGGCACCCACUUCUGGCACGCCCACACCGGCCUGCAGAAACUGGAUGGCCUCUACGGCAGCGUCAUAGUGCGACAGCCGCCGUCGCGUGAUCCCAACUCGCAUCUGUACGACUUCGACUUGACCACACACAUCAUGCUCAUCAGCGAUUGGCUGCACGAAGAUGCCGCUGAGCGUUAUCCGGGACGUCUGGCUGUCAACACCGGCCAGGAUCCCGAGUCCAUGUUGAUCAACGGCAAGGGACAGUUCCGUGAUCCGAAUACGGGCUUCAUGACUAAUACGCCUCUUGAGAUAUUCACGAUUACGCCCGGUCGCCGCUAUCGGUUCCGCAUGAUCAACGCCUUCGCCUCGGUGUGCCCGGCCCAGGUGACCAUCGAGGGCCACAAUAUGCAGGUGAUUGCCACAGACGGCGAGCCAGUGCAUCCGGUCAAUGUCAACACGAUCAUCUCCUUCUCAGGCGAACGUUAUGAUUUCAUCAUCACUGCCGAUCAGCCUGUGGGCGCCUAUUGGAUACAGCUGCGCGGUCUUGGUGAGUGUGGCAUACGACGAGCCCAGCAAUUGGGCAUCCUGCGCUAUGCCCGAGGCCCCUACCAGCCUGCCUCGCCGCCACCCACCUACGAUGUGGGCAUUCCACAGGGUGUGGUCAUGAACCCCCUGGACGCGCAAUGUAAUCGUCAACGCAACGACGCCAUCUGCGUGAGUCAAUUGAAAAACGCACUCGAAAUCGACCGCGGAAUCUUGGCUGAGAAACCGGACGUGAAGAUUUUCCUGCCAUUCCGUUUCUUUGUCUAUCGCGCCGAAGAUCUCUUCCAGCCGAACACCUACAACAGAUUCUUGGUGGCUCCCACGGGUGAUCAUGUUAUUUCGCUGAUCGACGAGAUCUCCUAUCUCUCAGCGCCCGCUCCACUGACCUCGCAGUAUGAUGAAAUUAAUCCGGAACAGUUCUGCAAUGGCGACAACCGUCCCGCCGACUGCGGACCCAACUGCAUGUGCACCCACAAGAUCGAUAUACCACUGAAUGCCAUUGUCGAGGUGGUGCUUGUGGAUGAGGUACAACAACCCAAUCUGUCCCAUCCAUUCCAUUUGCAUGGUUAUGGCUUCAGUGUCAUUGGCAUUGGCCGUUCGCCCGACUCCACGGUCAAGAAGAUCAACUUAAAGCACGCACUGGAUCUGGACAGACGUGGACUGCUGCACAGGCAGUACAAUUUGCCACCCACCAAGGAUACCAUUGCAGUGCCCAACAAUGGCUACGUAGUGCUGCGUUUCAGAGCCGAUAAUCCUGGUUUCUGGCUCUUCCAUUGUCACUUCCUGUUCCAUAUUGUUAUCGGCAUGAAUCUGAUACUGCAGGUUGGCACCAAUGCCGAUCUGCCACCUGUGCCACCUGGCUUCCCCACGUGUGGCGACCACACUCCACCCAUACCCAUUAAUUAAGCCUAGGCCUUAGUUCUGUUGGCGCUAACUAGAGAAAUCCGCACAAAAAACAAACAAACAAACAAAAAACUAAAACAACAAGAAACUGAAAGCGAAGAAGACCCAACUACACUGAACGAAACAGUUUGUACAAAGUUCUUUCUUUUUUGAAAAGAGACAGCACAACGAUUAUGUAUGUAUGUAUUUGUUGUAAUAUAUAUAGCCCCGACACCUGGAUAACAAUGAUAUAUGUUAUGUAUGUACAUAUACAAUGUAUCACCUGUACCACCUGUAUGAUAUUACCUGACUUCCGCAACAGCUUGCCGCCGGGUGCACCCAGCCCCUAAAAGAACCAACGAGAAAAAUUGCAUCAAGCAACAGAUUGCCCCCUGACCUUGCCCCAUGCCCAAAUCACACACACACGCACACACACACACACACUUAUGUAGUACACACAGAUGUACUGCAGCAAGACGGUGCACUGAGAUUGAAUGUAAAAAAUCAAUUGAAGUUUGGAGCAGCCAUAAAAAUAUUCACAGCAAAGCAAUUUCAGCAAAAUUUUAAGCCUAAUUCCGGAUUAGAUCCGCAACUGUAGUGUGUGUAUGUAUAUGUAUGUGCUCUUUAUAUAUAUGCGUAUGUAUGUAUGUACUCAAUUCAUGUAUGUAUAUUUAAACUUAUGUAUAUAGGACCAAUAAAUCACACGCUGGUGCCUACAAAGCAUUUUGCGCAAAGCUCCAAAAUUUGAACUACGAUUUCAGUUGAAUUUUGACUUUGUGUAAAUUGCAAAAUACAUGUAAAAACGACAACAACAAAAACAACUAUAAAUAAUAACUUUUAAUGUACAUAAAAUGUUUGUAAAGAAGAAAACGAAAAAAAAAAUCGAAUCUAUAUAUAUAUAUAUUAUGCUUAAACUAUCUACUUAUGUAAUGCCUAGGGUCUAUUUAAUGAAAAUAUACUCUGAUUGGCUUGUCACAGUCAUAUUUAAUAGCUGCAAAUUCUGUUCAAUCAAUCUGCAUUUGUAAUUGAUAACUGUUAAAGUAAAUCUUGUAAAUUUCCCCAUUUUAUGUAUUUGUAUAAACUGGCAAAUCUAGAGAGAUGUUUUUUUUUAAUUUUUGUACGAUACACGGGGAACAAAACGCCCAAUUAACUGCCGUUAAAUUUAUAUUUAUUGUUUAAAUCAAUUUUAAUAAAAUAUGAAAAAUUUUAAAUAA
Molecule: messenger RNA, 3976 nt
Organism: Drosophila mojavensis
Lineage: Eukaryota; Metazoa; Arthropoda; Insecta; Diptera; Drosophilidae
Gene: stw
Product: laccase-2
Exons: 8
Coding region: 462-2786 (774 amino acids)
Biological process (GO): iron ion transport
Cellular component (GO): plasma membrane
Molecular function (GO): oxidoreductase activity; copper ion binding
Source: RefSeq, a predicted model, not a curated record